AUGUUCUUCUCAUCUUCGUUUUCUGGCUUGGUCCUCCUCGCUUCCCUUCUCGGCGCUUCGGCGAGGACACCGCCAUUCGGAACCGAUGUCGGGAGAAAAGACAUCAUUCCUAAUCGCUACAUUAUCGAGUUCGACUCAACGGAUCACCUCAACCAGGCUAACCUGAAGAAGAGGGAUACCACCGUCCAUGAGGCUGUUUACGCCGAGAUGCGAGCAAGGGGUAUCUCGAUCCAGAUCAACCAGGAGUACACCGCCGACUUGUUCAUCGGCGCGUCUAUCUCGGUCAACUCGCAAGCGGAUCUCGCUGGUAUCGCCUCCAUCGAGGGUGUCCUUAACAUUCUGCCGGUCCGAAACAUGAACCUCCCCUCCAUCGCUAGGCCCGUCAUUGCCGAUGGCUGGGCUCGGGGCGAUCUUUCCAAGCUCACCAAGCCCAAGACCACCUCGACUAAGCCAGCCACGAGCUCUACCAACUCCACCGCUCCCGCACCCAAGUCGACCUCCAACACUACCUCCAUCGCAUCUUCCAACUCCACCUCUGCCGCCAACUCAACCAAGAAGGCUCGCCGCCAGACCACCGCCCGCCGUAACACUGGUUUCUCCAACCUCCCGCAGAUCCAAGCCGACCGGGUCCACGCCCAAGGCAACAAGGGCAAGGGCAUCAAAAUCGGCAUUAUCGACGGCGGAGUCGACUAUACCCGGACACCCAUGGGCGGUUGCUUUGGCCCCGGCUGUAAGGUCGCGGGAGGGUACGACUUUGUCGGUGACAACUUUGUCGCUGGCUCGCAGCCUGUGCCCGACAAUGACCCAAUCGACAAGUGCAACAUCCACGGCACGAUCGUGGCGGGUAUCAUUGGCGCGAACGACAAUGAGUACAAUGUGCCGGGUGUCGCGCCCGAGGCGAGCUUGUACAUGUACAGGGCGUUCUCGUGCACUGGGUACACGACGGAGGAUGUUGUUUUCCAGGCGAUGCAGAGGGCGUAUUUGGAGGACAUGGACGUAUUGAACAUGUCGCUUGAAUUCCUCGCUGGAUGGACGGAGACUCCUUUGGCGGUCAUGGCGUCCCGACUCGUCCAGGCCGGUAUCGUUGUCACUGCUGCCGCCGGUAACGUCGACGUAGAGAAGAAUGGACCUUUCUACGCCAUGGGUCCGGCCGCUGGCCGAGGGGUCAUUUCUGCCGGUUCCGUCAAUAACACCAUCCUCCCCGCUCACAACGCCACCACCUCUACCGGCUACGGACCCAUCACCUACUACAAUUACAUCAACUUUGCGGAUGGCACCGUCCCCCUCUACACUGUCCCCAACGACCCUACCGGCUGCGCUCUCCCCGACGUCGACCUGACCGGCUACGUCAUUGUCGUCCGUGAGGGCGGCUCAUGCUCUGCCUCGGACAAGGCGCGAACUGCCUACUUUCAGGGCGCGCGCGGAAUUCUCUUUGCCCAAGAGCAGGACUCCGAGCCCAUCUAUGAGAACUUCCCCCUCAUUGACAAUGCGCGGGUCAGCAAGGCGGACGGCGACUGGCUCUUUGCCAAUGCUGCUACGGCCAAUCUGACCUUUACGUUCAACCCGGCCCCUCGGUACAACAUUUACAGCGGCGGUAUCGGGUACGAGAUCUCGGCCACGGGUCCAACGUACGAGCUCUUCCCGUCCACCCAGGUCAUGACUCCCGGUACCAACAUCAUCGGUGUCGUCCCCUUCAACCCGGAGAAGAACUUUGCCAACUGGACCAUUACGCCCGGUACCUCUUGGUCGUCUGCGUUCGCGGCGGGCUCGGCGGCGCUGUACCUGAACGCCCGGGGUCUGCGGUACACCCAGCCCCGAGCGGUCCGCGAGGCGCUGCAGUACACUGCCAACCCCAUCCAGUACUCCAAGUCGGACAGCCAGCUCCACAGCGUCGCUUUCCAAGGCGCUGGAGUCGUUCAGACGUUCGACUCGAUCAAUGUCGGUACGGUCAUCACUCCCUCGGAACUGUACCUUAACGAUACCCAGUACUUCCAGGAUGAUCAGGUCAUCACGAUCACCAACGCCGGACGGGACCGGAAAGAGUAUACCCUCUCCAACCUCGCGGCGGGUACGGCACUCGCCCUGAACCCUUCCAGCAACUUUACAAACUACUUCCCUACCCCCCAAGUCGACCGGCCCGCUACCGUCCGCUUCUCCGACUCGUCCUUCUCCCUCCGGGGCGGCGAGUCCAGGCAGAUCCAGAUGAAGUUCCGGUACCCAAAUGGCGUCGACCCUAAAUCCCUCCCUAUCGUCUCGGGCUUCAUCCAGGUCAAGUCGGGCUCGGAGGCGUCUACGGUCCCCUACCUCGGCGUCGCGCAGCGCAUGCGGGACGUCCCCGUCUUUGACAGCAGUGACGCGUACUUUGAGUCGCCGGACUACAAGCUCCCGCUGGCGGUCGACGGGCGGACGGGCGCCGGGUUCAACAACAACCCUUCGUUCGAUUUCCAAGGGAGUAGCUUCCCCGGGUUGUACUACCGGUAUGCUGGCGGCUCAAAGGUCGUGUACUUGGACCUCGUACAAGCCAAUGCCAACCUCGGCUUCACGCCCAACUUCUCCAAGCGGGACGGCGAGGCGGCGGCGGCGGUGGAGUUGACGAGGAGGGACCAGGUGCUCGCUACUCGGAAAGCGCAGGCCAAUAACGGCGAUUACUCUACGGCCAUCACGGGCCUCCAACGCCUCUUGUGCCGCGUCACCCGCAACAAGUUCAAAUUCUGCAACACCCAAUCGUCAUUCGCCAAGGUCCCUAUCGUCGGUACCCUCUUUGAACGGACCUAUGUCGUUCGGGAUACAAACGACUACAAUACAGGGUACUCGCUGUAUACGCUGGCGAACCCGGUUUUUGCGAAUGGGACGAGGAUUCCGAAUGGGAAUUAUAGGUUCUUGUUUAGGGGUUUGCAUGUGUUUGGGGACCCGAGCAACCAGGCGGAUUAUGAGACUUAUGUUUCGAAUCCUUUCGUCAUUGCUGCCUAA
Dioszegia hungarica is the source of this 2970-nucleotide messenger RNA. RefSeq names its product putative peptidase. Gene Ontology annotation, biological process: proteolysis. Gene Ontology annotation, molecular function: tripeptidyl-peptidase activity; serine-type endopeptidase activity. Lineage: Eukaryota; Fungi; Basidiomycota; Tremellomycetes; Tremellales; Bulleribasidiaceae. Gene Ontology annotation, cellular component: cytosol; membrane; cell wall. The record is from RefSeq and is a predicted model, not a curated record. The coding region runs from base 1 to 2970 and encodes 989 amino acids. The transcript is spliced from 7 exons.